AUGGAUCCUUUGUUCACUUCUUCUUCUUCUUCUUCUCGUGGUUAUAUUAUAAGCACAUGCAUUCUUACGAAUGCAUGUGCUUAUAAUAUAACUACUACUACACCGGCAUCAAUUAUUGUUGAUAUUGUCUCUGCUUAUAUUCGUACAUUACAAUAUGCCUGUAGAGAUGCCUGUUAUUUUUUUUUUCGGAUCAGUCUCUUUCUCUCCGCCCACUUUACAUCUUUUUUUCUUUUAUUUCUCUUACAUCUCCCUUUCUUUUUACGUUUCUAUUUUCAUCUGUCUAACAAUAUUUAUGUUAACAGCAAUGUCGUUUAUUGGUUCGCUUGCCAUUUGAAUUAUUUUCGCAUUUAUUUUUCCACGAUUUUCAGAGGUCUUGUUCUUUCUUUCCCUUUUCAAUCAUCUUCGUUUCAGAUUAGUUUUUUUUUUUUUUCGAAUACUUUCGAUUCAUUCUUUAUUUUCUUACAUAUUUUCUUAGAUUUCCUUAUAUAUUUCCUUUUUUCACUCACUCUUUUUCAUUCAUCCAUAUUUUUCUAUUUAUCUUUCUUUUUUUGUAUCCCAUAUUUGUUCUUUCUAUUUUUAUUACUUUCUCUGCAUUAUUUUUUUCAUUAUUUCCACUCUUACUUUUUAUUUGCAUAUUUUCAUUUCAUGUAUUUCUCUCUGUCUCUCUUUCUUGCUUUAAAGCACUACUCUCUUUUAUCUUCAAUGCUUUCUUUCUUAUAUGUUUUUUUUUUAAUUUCUUUUUUUCUUUCUUUCUGA
Messenger RNA from Acanthosepion pharaonis, 756 nucleotides. NCBI's taxonomy places the organism in Eukaryota, Metazoa, Mollusca, Cephalopoda, Sepiida, Sepiidae. The record is from the annotation of a GenBank genome assembly.